Molecule: messenger RNA, 2557 nt
Organism: Candoia aspera
Lineage: Eukaryota; Metazoa; Chordata; Lepidosauria; Squamata; Candoiidae
Gene: ECHDC2
Product: enoyl-CoA hydratase domain containing 2
Exons: 10
Coding region: 278-1183 (301 amino acids)
Biological process (GO): fatty acid beta-oxidation
Cellular component (GO): mitochondrion
Molecular function (GO): catalytic activity
Source: RefSeq, a predicted model, not a curated record
ACUGUUUAUUCUAUUUUUUUAAAUAAAAGACAUUUCGUGGUCGAGAGAGGUCGCUAGUACUUUUUCCUAAAGUGGGGCUGUACUUUGGCUGCUCAGAAAGUAGAGAUCUGUUUCAGCUUGCAUCAAGGUAGAAGCGUUAUUUUAACUGAACCCUAACAGUACGCGGGGGCUCGCUCGCCCUCCAGCCUUGCUUCGUUAAUUGCAGAGCCUCGGUUAGCCUGGACUGUUGGUUUAAUUCAGCCCGGCUGCUACGGGAGGCAAGAAAGCCACGUCUAAAAUGCUCCGCCUGGGCCAAGCAACCGCUGUGCUGCGAUUACUUUCUACGGAGAGCGUCUUGGGGACGGUAGGCAGCUUCCCGAGAAGAUCCGCGUCCGGAGAGAAUAAAAAAGAGAUCCUGUUACACGUGCACGGAGAGGCAGACUCUGGUAUUGCAGAAAUUCAGAUGAACAGACCACAUGCCAGAAAUGCCCUGGGGAAAGUGUUUGUGAAUGAAUUAUAUGAAACCGUUGAUGUUCUCCGUUUUGAUGAAAGUGUCCGCGUUGUAAUAGUCAAAAGCAAAGUAAAAGAUGUUUUUUGUGCUGGUGCUGACUUAAAAGAGCGUGCUCGGAUGAGUGAUGCUGAAGCUGACCAUUUUGUUCAGAGGCUCAGAAGUUUAAUGGACAACAUUGCUGCAUUACCAAUGCCAACUAUUGCUGCAAUUGAUGGUUAUGCCUUGGGUGGCGGCUUGGAACUGGCACUAGCUUGUGAUCUCCGAGUAGCAGCAUUGUCAGCUAAAAUGGGCUUAAUUGAAACUACCAGAGGACUUUUCCCUGGUGCAGGUGGAACCCAGCGCUUACCACGCUGUAUUGCCAUUGGCCUAGCCAAAGAGCUCAUUUUCACUGGCAGACAGAUUGAUGGGCAAGAGGCCUUCUCCAUGGGGCUACUUAAUCACACGGUACCACAGAACGAGGAAGGGGAUGCCGCAUACCAAAAGGCAUUGACUUUAGCUGAAGAAAUUGUUCCUCGGGCCCCAAUAGCUGUGAGACUGGGUAAAAUGGCUAUAAACAAAGGGACUGAGGUUGAUAUCGCCUCAGGAAUGGCUAUUGAAAGAAUGUGCUAUGCCCAGAAUCUCCCUACCAGAGACCGGCAGGAGGGGAUGGCUGCUUUUAUUGAAAAGCGACCUCCGAAGUUCAGUGGCAAGUGAUGCUAACACCAGUUCUGCAGGUGCCUGUAACGGUUGCCUAUGGUGGCCAGGCAGGCACGCAACUGCAGACAUGACAUGUGAAACGUUACAAGGAACCAUAAACAUCGGAACGGGAACACGACAGUGCCAGAAUACAAUACAAGGAAGUGGUAAGGCUGUGCCUUACUAGGAAGCUUUUCCUUAUAAACUUUAUAGUAGACAAUUUGUUUUUGUUUGGAAUCGGUUUUGGAUAUAAGAACUAAACAAUAAUGUAAAGGGAUGUUCUUGGGAUGAUUGUGGACGCUAGCACUGAAACCUCAAUUGUUAGAAGGCUGAAACUCCCCCCCCCCAUCAGUAAUGUAAAAACUGUUUCAUGCAUCCUUAUUUUUACAUUACAAAGAAUUUUGCUCUUAGUGAAAUGUGGUUUCAUCAUUGCAGUCUAUGGUCAGGUGAAUCCUCUAGCAGUGUCUAUGCAGGCUGUUAGGUGCAACAUAAAUGAAUACAAGUUCCUUUUUCAGGUAAUACACAAUUAUGAAUUCACAAUUGUUGAUAGCACAUAUUGGUCAUAGUCAGCAUUCUCUGUUAUGGUAUCUUAAAAAUUGAGACUUUAAUUUUUGAUACAUUGGCAUCAUAGAUAUCUUCAGCAGGCAUUCCACAAAAGCUUUUAAGAAAUUUAUGGCCACAGAAAGGAAGGAGAAUUACAGUUGUACCAUCUCCCAAUGUCAUGUAUACAGCCAAUGCUUGUUUAGUGACUACCUCAGUUAGUGACCAUUUGCAAAUACAACAGUAGUAAACGGUAGUAAAAAAAAUCAUUUUCCAACCAAUGCGCACACUUAUGACCAAAUUUCUGUGCCUAACCACAGCACAUGCCGGAGUGAGAGUAAUGCGUUGCUGAAAACUUUAUCUAAAUGACACGGCAGCAACCAGCAAUUUUUACAGCAUCUCCCUCUCUGUCAUGUUGUUUGCUUAGCGACCAUUUCACUGGAACGGAUUGCAGCUGCUAAACUAGGAGAGACUGUAUAUCAUCCCGAUGAGCAACCAACCACAUUUAGAUUUUAUAACCAAUGUACAAAAGAUAAGAUUUUUCUCAGAAGAACAUUUAUAAUAAUAUAUAAAUAAUGUAUAAAAAGUAAAGUCAUGCUGAGUCCAAGCUCAGCUCCUGAUAAUUUAUAUGGAUAAGCCAAUGCAAUUUUCUUGGUAUAGAUGGAAGUGGUUUGCCAUUGUCACCUUUGGGGAUGUUUUUUUUAAUUGCCAUUAAACACAGAAUUUAAUGUAAUCCCCAGAUAUUUUAAGAAGCACUUCAAUUAUCUGUGAGAAAAUAAUAUAGAGCUAUAUGACUGUUUUAAGUUACUGAAUUACAUAAAGCUCAGAAUUUAAAAACUGAACUGAAAAUGA